CGGCCAGAAAAAGGAAAAAUACACACACUCCGAGCUGAAUAAACGCAGGAAAUCCGCUGUUUUCCAAAUUGUGGAGACCCUGCAGAGGAGCUGCUGUCUUUUCAGAGGGAAAGGUUGCAUGUUUUUUCCUCACACACAUCACACUGGUGUCCGCUGCAGUCAUUUUGGAAUAUAAGCGAACCUCGGGACUAUUGCUCGACAGUUGGCUCGAACCUCCGAAAUCACCAUCCUUCCCCAUGAGAAAAGAUGGGGAAUGGAUUAUCGGAACAACCCAGCUUCAUCUCAAACGUCCCGUUCUUCCAGUCGUUUCACAUUGCCAUCCUGGGACUAGACUCCGCUGGGAAGACCACCGUCUUGUACAGACUGCAGUUCAAUGAGUUCGUCAAUACCGUGCCCACCAAAGGUUUUAACUCGGAGAAGGUCAAAGUGUCACUGGGAGGCCACCGGACUGUGACGUUCCACUUCUGGGACGUCGGCGGUCAGGAGAAGCUCCGCCCUCUGUGGAAGUCCUACACGCGGUGCACAGAUGGCAUCAUAUUCGUGGUGGACUCUGUGGACGCUGAGCGCAUGGAAGAGGCCAAAACAGAGCUCCACAAAAUUGCCAAGACCUCUGAGAACCAGGGAGUGCCCCUGCUGGUGGUGGCCAACAAACAGGACUUGAGGCACUCGCUGGGACUGGAUGAAAUCGAGAAAUUGUUGGCUUUGAAAGAGCUGGGUCCUGGGACGCCCUGGCACCUGCAGCCGGCCUGCGCCAUCAUCGGAGACGGACUCAGGGAUGGCUUGGAUAAGCUCCACGAUAUGAUCCUGAAAAGGAGAAAGGUGCUUCGGCAGCAGAGGAAAAAGAGAUAAGCACGUCAAGAGACUGAUUUUCUGCUGUAAUAUGUGAAGGAAUUAUUAAAAUAACUUGCCCUGAGUGAAAUUUGAGGUUCCACUGCAGGUUUCCAUUCAGCACGCUGAGUUUUAUCAGUCAAAAUCUGAGGUUUGGGAUUCCCAGUCUUGUGUUUAUGCUGUUGAUCAGGAAGUGACACAUAAAGGAAUACAGGAUGAAGACGAGAAAGUUUCAGACAUGUGUGGAUAUGUUAUAAAGAGUUUCUAUGGAUUCAAGAGCGCUGAGGGUCUGGGGUCUGGAAGGGUGUAAGAAGUUUAAGGAUAACGUAUGAUUUUUUUCAAAGACUGUUCCAAAACAUUUUUACCAAAAAUAAUGACAGAAAAGACAAGCUGAAGGUUUGAAUGGUUGAACUGUGUUGUAUCCAACAGACAACUUCACUGUUUUAUAUGUUGUGACUUGAUUUAUUUUUUUUUUUUUUACACUGGACUUUUUCUGUGAAAGAAAAGUAUUAUCAUGCAUUAUCGCAUUACUAUUAAUUUGCUUGCUGUCCUAUCUUGCUCCUUUUCCAAAAGCACUUUAGAUUACCACUUCUUAUGAAGUUUACAGUUUUUAAAUAGAUCAUAUUGUGUUUUUGUUUUUUUUUUUGUUUUUUUUUCUGCAGAAAAGAUUGGACUAAAUACAGCAAAUGCUACUGUACAGUAGUUAGUCCACAUAGUCAUUUUGCAGGUUAUAUUUUAUGUUUUGCUAAAUAAAAUGUUUUGAGCAAUA
Salarias fasciatus (jewelled blenny) is the source of this 1597-nucleotide messenger RNA. RefSeq names its product ADP-ribosylation factor-like 4aa (gene arl4aa). The transcript is spliced from 3 exons. The record is from RefSeq and is a predicted model, not a curated record. Bases 247 to 849 code for a protein of 200 amino acids. Gene Ontology annotation, molecular function: GTP binding; GTPase activity. Lineage: Eukaryota; Metazoa; Chordata; Actinopteri; Blenniiformes; Blenniidae.